Molecule: messenger RNA, 847 nt
Organism: Corylus avellana
Lineage: Eukaryota; Viridiplantae; Streptophyta; Magnoliopsida; Fagales; Betulaceae
Gene: PAR2
Product: phy rapidly regulated 2
Biological process (GO): regulation of DNA-templated transcription
Source: RefSeq, a predicted model, not a curated record
UGGAUAAGCUACCGUACAAUGGUAAGACACGAAAGCACUCACGACGCCCUUCAUUUGGCGCGUGGCUUUCACGCCAUACUCCAUCCCAAAACUGGAGCUUGGAGAAGCCAAAAACGGGUGGGCCCAGCUUCGUUGGCAUUGACAUUUCUAGAGCUGCACAAUAAUUUAACACCCCCUUCCCCUUCUCAUGCGCCUGCACAACGCCAUAGCCACAGCCACACCCAUAGCCAUAGCCAUACCUAUAGCCCCUCUCUCUCUUUCUCUUUCUCUUUCUCUCUCUGCAACACCCACAUUUGGGAGAAGCUAGAGCAACGGAAAACGGGAGAUGGGUAAUGCGGUCCAUGAGGCUCUUCUGCCCAGAUUUCAAACGGGGAGGAGACGGGGCGAGAGCCAGAGGAGCGGCAGAAGAAAGCGGAGAGACAUGAAGUUUCUGCACAAGGAUGUGGGUGGCGGAGGCGGUGGUGGUGGUGGUGGUGGUGGGUGUGCAGAGGAGGAUGAGAAGGCGGAAGUAGAGAGAAAGAUCGAGGCGUUGCAGAGGAUUGUGCCCGGAGGUGAGUCGCUUGGGUUGGACAAGCUUUUCGAAGAGACUGCUGGGUAUAUAAUGACUCUGCAGUGCCAGGUUAAGGCCUUGAGGACUCUUUCAUCCUUCUUUGAGGCUUUGGAGAAGGAAAAGAGAAAGCUCGGAGGUUGACGAUGAUGGUCUAGGUGACAGUCUCACAGACCACUCUCUCUUUUUUUUCUUUUUUUCUUUUUUUUUUAAUUUUUAUUUUCUCUUUAUUUUGGAAAUCUAUGAUGUUUAUUCUUAUAUUUUUGAAUUUUAAUGAAUACGAGUAAAAGUUGGCAAGUA